AUGUUCAGGAGAAGGUUAUCGCAGUUGGCGCAUUACAAGUUACCAUCUCACAUCCGCAAUGAGCCGAUCAAAAAUUUCGGUGUGACAGAUGUGAAAGAUUGGGAUCUGUUGAGAGCGUCUCUGAUGAAGUUCAACAACUCCGCGCUGCAGAUUCCUCUGGUCAUCAACGGUGAACGGAUUUACAGCGAUAGCAAGUUGCUCGCUCAGACGAACCCUGCAGACCACCAGAAGGUGCUUGCAAACGUGUCACAAGCAUCGGAAAGCGAUGUCGAGAGGGCUAUAAAGGCUACGCAGGACAGUAAACGGAAAUGGUUCGAACUGCCCCUGCACGAGCGUGCGUCUGUCUUUCUCAAAGCUGCUGAUUUGAUUACAACGAAAUACAGGUACGAUAUGCUCGCUAGUUGUAUGCUCGGACAGGGGAAGUCCGUGUACCAGGCUGAGAUCGACUGUGUUGCUGAACUGGCGGACUUCUUCCGGUACAACGCCGUCUACGCUCAGCAAUUGUACGCGCAACAACCAACUGAAUCCAUCCCCGGUGUAUGGAACAGAGCAGAGUACAGACCACUGGAAGGGUUUGUCUACGCAGUGUCCCCCUUCAAUUUCACCGCCAUCGCUGCUAACCUGGUUGGUGCACCAGCUUUAAUGGGGAACACAGUCCUGUGGAAACCAUCGCAUUACGCCGCGUUGUCCAAUUAUCUACUGUACACUGUGCUGGAGGAGGCUGGUCUACCUCAUGGGGUCGUGAACUUUGUCCCGGGGGAUCCCGUUAUGGUUACAAAGAAGGCCCUGAAUAACCGGAACUUUGCCGCGUUGCACUACACCGGGUCCACUGCCGUCUUCAAACAAUUGUACGGAACCAUCCAGAACAACCUGGCUCAGGGCGUAUACAGAGAUUACCCACGCGUUGUUGGUGAAACGGGCGGGAAGAAUUUCCACUUGGUGCAUCCAAGCGCAGACAUGCCCAACGCUGUGUUCAACACCAUCAGAGGCGCAUUCGAGUACCAGGGCCAGAAAUGCUCAGCGACGUCGAGAUUAUACCUGCCAGAGUCGAAGGCAACAGAAUUCCUCACCGACAUGUGCGGGAUCCUGGCCGCUAAGGACUCGAAGUGCACGCCGACAAACACGGCGGCUAGUGCCCUGAGCGGCGGUGACUUACACGGGUUUGUCGGGCCUGUCAUCCACGAAACAAGUUUCAACAAACUGAAGAAUGCCAUUGAGGAGGCGAAGAAGGACCCAGAGUUACAAAUUGUCUAUGGGGGAGCCUACGAUUCAAGUAAAGGGUGGUUCGUGGAACCCACUGUUGUGAAAUGCAGCAACCCUCACCACAAGUUCAUGAAACAAGAGUUCUUUGGGCCGCUGCUCGCUGUUUGCGAGUACCCUGAUGCCAAGUUCCCCGAGAUCUGUGACAUUAUUGACACCACCACAGAAUACGGGUUGACAGGGUCCGUUUUCGCUAGAGACAGAGAAGCCGUCCGUUUGGCCUCUGAGAAGUUACGUUUUGCCGCGGGGAACUUCUACAUCAACGACAAAUGUACCGGUGCUGUGGUGGCCCAACAAUGGUUUGGAGGGGCGCGGAUGAGCGGGACAAACGAUAAAGCUGGCUCGGGGAACGUCCUGAGUAGGUUUGUCUCAGUGAGAAACAUCAAAGAAAACUUCUACGAUUUGACGGGAUACAAAUACCCUUCUAACUACGAAUAA
Huiozyma naganishii CBS 8797 is the source of this 1698-nucleotide messenger RNA. RefSeq names its product 1-pyrroline-5-carboxylate dehydrogenase (gene PUT2). The record is from RefSeq and is a predicted model, not a curated record. Gene Ontology annotation, molecular function: L-glutamate gamma-semialdehyde dehydrogenase (NAD+) activity. Lineage: Eukaryota; Fungi; Ascomycota; Saccharomycetes; Saccharomycetales; Saccharomycetaceae. The transcript has a single exon. Gene Ontology annotation, cellular component: mitochondrial matrix. Bases 1 to 1698 code for a protein of 565 amino acids.